Molecule: messenger RNA, 813 nt
Organism: Sclerotinia sclerotiorum 1980 UF-70
Lineage: Eukaryota; Fungi; Ascomycota; Leotiomycetes; Helotiales; Sclerotiniaceae
Exons: 2
Coding region: 1-813 (270 amino acids)
Source: RefSeq, a predicted model, not a curated record
AUGCCUCCGUUCCCAGACUUCGAUCUUUACGAGGCUCUCGAGGUCACGAGAGAUGCUUCCGUACCGGAUAUCACGGCUUCAUAUCGAAGACUUGCAAGACUUUAUCAUCCCGAUAAAAACUUGGACAAUGCUGAUGCUACUGCUAAAUUCCAAAAGGUUCAAGCUGCCUACGAAAUACUCUCCAACGAGCGCCAACGCGAAGCAUACGAUCAGCCGACAUCUUCUAGUCCUUUUGGUGGUGAAACAAGGCAACAGAACCGCCCUCAAGAAUAUUAUGAGGAUGAGGAUGAUGAGAUGGACGAGAUAGACGAGAUGAUGCUCAACCAUCUCUUACGAAUGUUCUUUUUUCGAGCAUCCUCGAGAUACAACCCUUUUCAAUAUACUUCAUCCGAGACAGAGAUAGAGCACCGAAGACGUGAGGCUCCCAUGAGAGAAGAAGAAGAAGAAGGUGCCCGAGCCGCUGCUCGACUCGAGAAAACCCAGCGUGAAGCUGCCGAACAAGCCAAACGUGUGGCUAAAGCCAAGGUGAAGAAGGCGAUGGAAGAUGCAGCAGCAGCAAGUAAGCGAGAGGUUGAGGCACAAUUAAGACUGAAGAUGGAGAAAAUAUUUGUUGCGAAUGGUUGUGCCACCGAUGCUGAGAAGCAGGCAUGCUGUGAACAUUGUUCUUUUUGGCCGAAGGAACAAAUGAAGAGAAAGUUCAAGUGCUUGAAUUGUGGCCAGAAAAGAGGUAUGACGCAAUACAAAUGCCCAUACUGUGCCUUGACUCUUUGUCAACAUUGCUUUGUGUCAAAGCAAUUCAUGAAGAAAACUUAA